Perkinsus marinus ATCC 50983 is the source of this 1891-nucleotide messenger RNA. RefSeq lists its product as hypothetical. The record is from RefSeq and is a predicted model, not a curated record. The transcript has 16 exons. Lineage: Eukaryota; Perkinsozoa; Perkinsida; Perkinsidae. Bases 18 to 1889 code for a protein of 623 amino acids.
AGUGUUGUCCUGUCAUCAUGCUCGGUCGUCGUAGAGGCCCCACAGGUACAGCCAGAAGGUCUUCAGGGAACAACAACAGCAAUGCUCAUAAGACCUGGAAGGAGACCAUGUCUGAGUCGGAGGACUCUGAUAUUGGCGACUUGGCUUCUGCAGUGGCGGAUGCCAGGAAGAGGGAAACCACAGUGAAGCGAGCCUCACAGUAUGACGAUGAUACGAGUUCGGAGUCUAGUGACAUGCGUAUUAUGAGCGAUAGUGAGGACAAGCAGCCCAAGGGCGGUGAAACGGUGAAGUCAGCUAAGAAAAGAGGGGAGACACCUAAAACGGAAAGUCGUGGAAAGGGUCCGGGAAAGCUGAGAGAGACUAAGCGGAAAGAUGGUAGCAGCGCGGCGCGUUCCAAGCCGAAGAGGCGCAAGAGGUAUGCGUGGAUGGACUCGGAUGAGAGUAGCAUAACAGAGAGUAGUAAUUCCUCUGACGAGAGCUCAUCGUCCAGUGAGGACGAUAAGAACAGAGGCGAGUAUAAUAGAUCGGCUUCCUUGUCUCCUACUACUGCCGAGCGUCCGAAACUAACGGAGAAGGCCCUGGAGGAGGGAAGGAAGAUUGCGGCUCGCAUAAAUAUUGUCCGAAACCAAGACGAAUUCUGGCAGUUCGUCGAUGAGCUGGACCCUAAGGUGCCCAUGCACCAAGGAGGCUCCUUGCCCGGCUCUGCAAUGGCCGCUGCUGUUCAUCGGCUCACGGGCUUUGUUUACCAGUAUUACCACACCCCACAGGAGAUGCUCUCGCUGGUCAAGAGCCGUAGUUUGAGGAAGCUCACGGACAUUGUCAAGACUGGCAUAAAGCGGUUUUCUCACAUUUCGACCCAGAUUUCUAAUCUAGACUUAACUACUAUCAUCGUAUCAGUGGCCAAGUUAGGUGUCCACUGUGAUAAGCUCAGCAACGCCAACAACGCUAUGGCAACGAGCUCACAGAAGCAAGGACUAUCGUCAAACGCGUCGGGGACGCCGGCCAAUUCGAAAACUCAAAUGGAAGUCCCUGUCAUUUUCGGGGCCGAGGUUGUCCUGGCCCUAGCGGGAGAAGCUCGACGGAGAGGGCCGGAUGCUUUCUUGCAAGCUGGGCUCAGUCAACUUUGUGAUCUGUGUUGGGGUAUAGCCAAAGCAUUGCAGUGCUGUUGUAACUGUUCACAUGAGCGGCAGAAUGCCCUGGAGUUCAUACAACACGGCCGUAAGGAUCUCGACUCCUUCUACUGUGCCAUCGCUGAUACGUUGUAUCGAUCGGACAUGGACAGUUUAACUAUACCGGAUAUCACCAACAUCUGUAUGGGCUUCUCCCUAGCCCGGUCUAUGGGGAUAGUGUCCACUGAGAAGAGCACUCUAUCACGUCCUGGCACUAUGGAAACGGACGAAGCCAAGGACCCGCCGGCUUACGUUCUCAUGGCCAAAGGCAUUCUCCCGCAAUUGCGGGACAGACUGAGCUAUCGGCCUCACGCUGUGAACGCGUUGGGUGCGCCUCCCUUAUCUGGGGAGCCCCCUGCUCCUGCCUGGCAGCGUACUGGACAGUUCCGUUUGAACCCUCAGCAGACAUGCGACAUCACUUGCAAUCUUGCGCAGAUGGACAUAUACGAUGAACAAGUUUAUAAUCUCAUCGGACAAAUGGCGAUAUUGCCACGACUGAGGGAAUUCGGCGUUCACCAGCUGCGCAGAUUGAGAGAUGCUUUUGACCUGGUCCGACAUGACGGUGAUUAUGAGUUGUUGAAAGCCAUGCGGCAGAGGAUUGGAGGCGCGAGCCAACCCCAUGGGGGGAGGAGGACGGGCGCGGUGAUACACUCGGAGACGGUACGGUAUAUCAAUCAGAGAGAGUUUAUGCGGAGAGUACAGCCUCAGCCCAACUCCUAGUU